Molecule: messenger RNA, 3392 nt
Organism: Pungitius pungitius (ninespine stickleback)
Lineage: Eukaryota; Metazoa; Chordata; Actinopteri; Perciformes; Gasterosteidae
Gene: hdac11
Product: histone deacetylase 11
Exons: 11
Coding region: 168-1262 (364 amino acids)
Cellular component (GO): histone deacetylase complex
Molecular function (GO): histone deacetylase activity
Source: RefSeq, a predicted model, not a curated record
GAGGAAAUCUGACAAAACGUUUUCUUUAACCGAGCUUUUAGGCUGCCGGGGCGGGUAAACGUCCACCGUCUCUGGUCGUUAAAUUAACGUUAAUCUCCCGCUGCUGUUCGGUGACGCGGCGACAUUCUGCGCGCGGUGACAGAUGAAAGUAGCAAUGCCGGAAAAUCAUGGCUCACAAAGAAGAUAAUGAAGGUAAAAGGAGCUCCCACUGCACUGCAUUGCACGCCUGCAUCCCAAAAACAUCUCUGCCCAUUGUGUACCACCCAGACUACAACAUCACCUUCAUGGGCCUUGAAAAGCUCCACCCGUUUGAUGCAGGGAAGUGGGGGAAAGUCAUUCACUUCUUGAAAGAGGAGCAGUUCGUCACUGACGGGAACAUCGUGGAAGCCCUUGAAGCGACCGAAGAGGACCUGCUGGUGGUUCACACCCGACGCUACCUGAACAGAUUAAAGUGGUCACUGGUGGUGGCGGGGAUCACAGAAAUCCCACCUCUGAUCUUUCUGCCUAAUUUCCUCGUGCAGCGGAAAGUGUUGAGGCCUCUGCGGACACAGACUGGAGGAACAAUAAUGGCGGCAAAGCUGGCCGUCGACCGAGGAUGGGCUAUAAACGUAGGAGGAGGCUUCCACCACUGCUCCAGCGAUAAGGGAGGGGGCUUCUGCGCCUACGCCGACAUCACUCUGGCCAUCAAAUUCCUGUUCGAGAGAGUGGAAGGCAUCUCCAGGGCCACCAUCAUCGACCUGGACGCUCAUCAGGGAAACGGACACGAGCGUGAUUUCUUGAACGACGGGCGGGUGUACAUCAUGGAUGUGUAUAACCGCUACAUAUAUCCUGGGGACGGUUAUGCCAAACGAGCCAUAAAGAGGAAGGUGGAGCUAGACUGGGGCACCGAGGACUCCGAGUACCUGCAGAAAGUAGAGCUGCACACCGACGGGGCGCUGAAUGAAGUCCGCCCCGACAUCCUGGUCUACAACGCGGGGACGGACGUCUUGGACGGAGACCCCCUCGGCGGACUCUCCAUAUCCCCAGAGGGCAUUGUGAAGAGAGAUGAGAUCGUAUUCAGGGCCGCCAGGCGACGUGGCGUCCCCAUACUCAUGGUGACGUCCGGCGGUUACCAGAAGAAAACUGCUCGCAUCAUCGCCGACUCCAUCCUCAACCUUCGGCUGCAGGGCCUGAUCGCAGCUGAGGCCCUGGAGGGGGAGGGGUCAGUGACCGGCGCCAGGCGCACCUCCGGACCCGUUGGAUCGGAAUUCACUGCGGUCUGAGACACUGUAAUCCGGGCAUCACCGCUCACAUUUUAUUUAUUUCUAUUUUUAUUUUAUUAAUCACUCAAAGAGAAUAAUCCCGCUAAGACAUAAAAUCCUACUGAAACAAAAGCAGUUUCAUUGUGUACCUUUGGGGAAGGAAAGGUUUCACGUUUAAUGUAUGUUCGUGCAGCUCUUUAGAGAAACAUUCUGUUGUCUCAUGUUGGGUUCUGAAGGCCGGAGGGAGACCACCUUCCAUUUGUUCUCGUCCGGGGAGGAAACGGUGAAUCAAAGAGUCGACUAGCUCAGGUUUUAAAAAUCAAAAAGUAUUUAAUAACUAAACAGAGUAAGGCCUACAAUUACAAAGGGAAAUACAAUGUGAAUAGUAAUAUAUUUCGCGAAAUAGAGAAUUCUCCGACCAAGUCAAAGGUGACUUAUCAGAACGGCUGCAGAAAAUUCUAACUGUUCCUCUCCCGGUUCGAUAAUUCGAAAACUCCCGGGGCGUUGUCUUUUGGGUGUAUUCGAAUGUCAUUGGCUCCUUCUUCAACGUGUCUCCUCCUCCUUCUCACAUACAGGUGUGAACUGUCACGUUUGAAUCUGAAACCCCUCUCUGUCUUAUCUCUCCCUCACAAUCCAAUGCAUUCUAUGUAGAAACAUUUUGGCAUUAUGCCUCAAUGAGUGAAUUUAACACAGUAUACAUGGUUUGUCUUCAUCUUAUAACUAGUACACUUCAAUUACAACACAACAUAUAAGAUCACAGUACUUAUUGGUUUAUCACAGUUUAUCUGGUGCAAUACUUUGCAUCCAAUUGCACAUGACUGUACAUGACUGUAAAUUGGUAUUGACUAUAAUGCAUUCACUUCAUUCAACAUACAAAUGUAAUCUCUACUAUCUAACAUUACACAAACUACAAUUCUACACUAAACAUUGCUACAUGUAACAUACUUCUCACCGCUAGGGGUGCACUUCUUAAAUUCCUAACACUCAGGAAAUGUAAUAAUGUAAUCUUUGAAACAUGUCAUACAUUACUAGUCCAUGAAAUUGAAAAGGGGUUUGAUGUUCUUACAGAUGGGAAAGCAUGAUAAUCAUUCCCAUAUUGUAAGUUAAUAAAUCUUGAGAGGUGAAACACAUGAAAACUAAUUUGAUGAUGAAAUUCAAUGUGCUUACAGGAGAUAAUGUCUCCUUAUCACUCAUGAAACAUUGCUUUAUUACUUCCAGUGUAAAUUUGUGUUUAUCCUCUUGAUGAUGUUGUAUUCAUAACAGAGUUGACAGCGUCUCAUUAAUCAGUUCAGCUAAUGAUUACUUUCUAUGCUACAAUUCACUCAAUCUUUGCAGUUAAAGUUUUACCUAAAGAUACUAUAGCGUUUAGUCUCUGGAGCCUGAUAGAAUUUGAAAACAUAAACCAAGCAACCUGGUCCUGAAAUUAAGGAGAGUUCUCCUUCUCAUUACUUUGCUGAAGUCAGACAAACAGAGCUCUCUCCUCAAUAUGUUUAUGAACACAGGACUUUCUGUGAAAGGAGACUAAAGAUUAAAAAAAAUGUUGGAUCAAUAUAAUUAACGCGACUCUAAGCCGAUUAUUCCGGUCAUGGGUUUUAUUCUUGUGGUUGUUUUGAUAAUAAUGGUGAAAGACAAGAGUUAGAAGUGAGCAACCGCGUGUUUGUGGAUUUGAGGGUGAGAGCUACACGUUUCUCAGUGAGCAAAGAGACGCGUAGAUAUCUGAUUCAUCCGAAGAUAUGUUAAUGUCCGUGCCCAUACUUUGAUGAAGAAAUCCUCUGCUGUCUGUGUUUUGCACUGUAACGACUGUAACUUCCACUGCUCUGGCUUUCUUCUUUCUGGUAGCACAAAGUUAAACAAUAAAAAUACCCUUCGGUUUCUCAUCCAGGAUGCUGGUUGGAUGCGUUCAUAAUGAAAGGAAGGGGAGCACAUUAGGCCUUGACCUGGUGCGCUGCUUUUGAAUGCGGCUCAAAGUGCUUCCGAAUAGAUCACUUACUGCCCUUAACAACUGCCGUGUUCCCAGACUCCAGAUGAUCAGCUCCUCUCUAGGUCAGGCCGGGGUUUCUACAGCGUUGAACGCCUCUGAAGCUGUACUGUACUUUUUUAAUGGUGUGUUUGUGCUAUGUUCGAAAGCUACUUCUGAAUAAAUCAAUGACA